Messenger RNA from Anthostomella pinea, 696 nucleotides. Lineage: Eukaryota; Fungi; Ascomycota; Sordariomycetes; Xylariales; Xylariaceae. The record is from the annotation of a GenBank genome assembly.
AUGGCUCUGCGAUCUAUCGACCAGGCCGAGAAUCGGCGACGAAUGCAGAAUGGGGAACUCUAUUUCGCCUUCACGCCCGACCUCCUAGCUGAUCGCAAGAGAUGCCAACAUGCGUUGAGCCAGUUCAACAACGCAGGAGACGUUUCCAGACGUAGAAUAGUCGAGCUGUUUCAAAAAAUCCAGGCCGAUACAACGCCUCUCCCGCCACCAGCACCGACGCCCGAAGAGGACGAGGACCUGCUCGGCGACUACGUCUGGUGCGAUAGCCCCAUCAAGAUGGACUACGGGUACAAUGUCAAGUUUGGCAAGAACGUUUACGUGAACAGUAACUCGUGCUGGAUCGACACGUGCCUCAUCACCGUAGGCGACCGGACUCUGAUAGGUCCCAACUGUUCCUUCUAUUCCGGAACACAUCCCACGGACCCAAGGGUUCGCAAUGGCACAAACGGUCCCGAGGGCGGGGCGCCGAUCACCAUUGGUGAGGACUGCUGGUUCGGUGGGAGCGUCGUCGUUCUGCCCGGGGUGACGAUCGGCAGAGGCUGUACUAUCGGCGCAGGAAGUGUAGUGACGAAAGACAUUCCGCCGUUCAUGGUGGCAGUCGGAAAUCCUGCCAAGGUACUGAGACCGGUUCGCGAGGUGCCUCAAAACGAGUUGCCGCCCGGGUAUACACCACCUGCAGAUAUUCCCAACUCUUAG